GGCCUUGGUCUGCACUCUGGAAUUUCCUGUUCCCACCAGAUCCAAGGUCACCAGCCCUGUAGGUGACUGUCAGGAGAGACUGCUCACAGAGUGGAGACACUUUGAGUAAGGAGGUUGGAGAUGUGAACUCCAGGCUCCUUAAAUCAUCUUCCUCACCUUCUCUCCUCUCUUCUUUCAUCUCUUAGCUCUGUCUCUCUCCCCCCUCCCAUUUCCUCUCUGUGUCAUUUGGAGAUAGUUCAUAGAGGACACCGUACCUCAGCCCCUCUCUGUUCUCUGCGAUUGAUUCCAUUUCAGUUCAAGACUACCCUGUGUCUCUAACACUGCAGGGAGGAAGGGAAGCAGGGCAGGGAGCAGAAGUCCUGGCUCUCUCUAUCUACCAGAGGACUCACAGUGUCACCCCAGGGAACCCUCGUGACCUCUGCAGGAAGCCUGGGAAGUGACCACAAGGCCUGUCAUGCCCCAGCUAUUCUGGGCUUCCUAGCCUCAACACCGCCCAGAGCAUGUGGCAGCUCACUGGGGGUCUUGAUUCCUGCUGCUCUUCUCAAAACUCCCCUUCUGUGCUACUGAUUGGUCAAGACUAAGUCCCAGACCCUAUCCCUCCUUCCUGGGCUGGAGGUAGUAACAGGAUCCACUCACCCUGCGGAGGCAGCGCCAGAGGAGGGCUCUCUGGAGGAGGCGGCAACCCCCAUGCCCCAAGGCAAUGGCCCUGGGGUCCCCCAGGCAUUGGACAGCACUGACCUCGAUGUCCCCACAGAAGCUGUGACAUGUCAGCCUCAGGGGAACCCCUUGGGCUGCACCCCACUACUGCCGAAUGGCUCUGGCCACCCCUCAGAGCUGGGCAGCACCAGACGGGCAGGGAACGGUGCCCUGAGUGGCCCCAAGGCCCAUCGGAAGUUGCAGACACACCCAUCUCUCGCCAGCCAGGGCAGCAAGAAGAGUAAGAGCAGCACCAAAUCCACCGCCUCCCAGAUCCCCCUCCAGGCACAGGAAGGGAGGAAGAAAAAAACAUAUAGCAGAACAAAAUGGUGCCGGGGCAGGGCUGCAAGGUGCAGUGGGAGGUCAGAGGAUCCAGACUCCAGACAGCUGUUGUGCCUGCAACACAAAGAUCUCCGCAGGGCUGCAGGGCAGCCAGCCCCCUCCUCACCAGCCAUCAGACUGCUGUGUCCACUGCAUCCUGUCCUGCCUCUUCUGCGAGUUCCUGACGCUGUGCAACAUCGUCCUGGACUGUGCCACCUGCGGCUCCUGCAGCUCAGAGGACUCGUGCCUCUGCUGCUGCUGCUGCGGCUCCGGCGAGUGUGCUGACUGCGACCUGCCCUGCGACCUGGACUGUGGCAUCCUGGAUGCCUGCUGCGAGUCUGCGGACUGCCUGGAGAUCUGCAUGGAGUGUUGUGGUCUCUGCUUCUCCUCCUGAGCCUCUGUCUGGGACUGGGCCAGCCGGGCACCCCUGCAGAUUCCAGCAGGGUCCUCCUGAGUGGGGCCAGGCCUAGGACUGUCACACAAGGCUUGAGAAGGCCCCCUGUCCCUGGUCCUCUUUCACCCACCCAUGUCCUCUCAGAACCCCAACUUUGAAAAUGGAGGGGGCGUGCUCAGAGGGGCUGUUUCAGCCGUGGGUGGUGGGCCCACGGCAUAGAAGCCUGAACUCUUUACUGGGUUACCAGGGACACACAUCAUUCGAAGACCUGGUGGGACAGCCUAGGGGCAGGGCUGGGGUGGGGGCUGCAGGGGGCCAGCCAGGGCUGCGGAACACUGUGAAAGUUACCUGGGGAGGAUGGGUUGGUGGGGCCAUGGCUCUCUACCUCUCCCUGCUCCUGGUGCCUGCCUCUCUCCACCACCUCGGGCUUAGAGGACAGCAAAUGUGAAAAGAGACACCCCACCCGCCCUCAGCCAGCCCUCUCCAGUGUCCUAUCCUAGGCUUUUGUGGGGGCCUAACACAUGCAGUGACUCUGGAAAGCAGGGCUAGGCAAGGCCUUUGGGUAGGGUGGGAGGGGGAACAGUAUGGAAAAGACUGGAAGGGGAAAGGGAGGGAAGGGAGGGAAGGUCUGUUCUAUUUGUUGCUGUAACUAAAGAUAUUUGUCCAUCUCA
This is a messenger RNA of Callithrix jacchus (white-tufted-ear marmoset), 2082 nucleotides long. RefSeq names its product MyoD family inhibitor (gene MDFI). Gene Ontology annotation, cellular component: nucleus. NCBI's taxonomy places the organism in Eukaryota, Metazoa, Chordata, Mammalia, Primates, Cebidae. Gene Ontology annotation, molecular function: transcription factor binding. The record is from RefSeq and is a predicted model, not a curated record.